Molecule: messenger RNA, 2341 nt
Organism: Anthonomus grandis grandis
Lineage: Eukaryota; Metazoa; Arthropoda; Insecta; Coleoptera; Curculionidae
Exons: 15
Coding region: 165-2318 (717 amino acids)
Source: RefSeq, a predicted model, not a curated record
CCUCGCCAGGUACCGUUACAGUUCACCUCUUGGUACCGGUACGCGAUCGUCGUUCUACCAAAACAGCAGUACCUACUAUUCAAAUACGUGGUGAAGCUUUAGUGGUGAUAUGUUUGCGUGAGGUUCUCUUGUUGUUGGUUUUUAUUAAGUUUUAGUAAGUAAACAUGAAUAACCGAAUAUUAACAACCCUAUUGGUCACUCUCACCCUGUUACAAUCUUCCUUGCAAAACGUCGAAGACAACAAGAUAGAUACGGAAGCCCUAAAGGAUAUCGCCAAAGAGGUUCUGAAGAAAAACAAAUUGGGAAACAUCGGUGGAAUCGUGGAGGGUCUACUGCAAAACGGCGAUGCGAAACAACUUGUCGACGGUGUACUGGCGAAUUUAGGAAAAGAAAACUCCGGGCAACUACUGGAAACUUUGGGAAGUUUGCUGAGUAGCAGCGAGGCGGGCAAGGAAGUACCUAAAAAGUCCACGGGUCAGAAAAAGUCCAACGGUGAAGCAAAUCCUUUGGAACUACUGUCAACCUUAGGAUCCCUAGUAGGGGCCAUGCAGGACAAUGGAAACGGUGAAGGGAAACCAGGAGCCCUACUACAAGGAUUAGGUUCCUUAUUAGCUGGAGGCCAAGGUAAUGGAGAGGCUGGUGCUGCUCUCCUGCAAGGCUUAGGAUCCCUGUUAGCACCUCAAGAUGUCAAGAAAAAAGAAAAUGAGAAUAGUGCAGGUGCUCUUCUACAAGGUUUAGGCUCCCUAUUAGGGGCUGGGGCAGGCAACCAAGGUGGUGGUGCUCUGCUGCAAGGUCUUGGCGCUCUAUUAGGUGGUUCCCAAGGUAAUGGUGAUGGUGGACUUAAUCCUGAAUUAAUUGGGAACGUCUUGAGUAUGUUUGCUGAUAGUUCGAAGUCGAAGAAGCCCAAGAAGGUGCAGGGUGAGAAGGCGAAACCGAAGGUGAAGCAGCAAUUUCAGGCUAAGAACCAUAACACUCAGGACCAAAAGUCAACCGGCUUAGAUAAAAGAAAUAACGUCAAAAAUGAAAAAAUUGGUGGAAUCGACAUAGACUUCAUUUUUGAUAAUUUCUCUUUGUUUGUCAAAUUGGCCAAGGCCUAUGUGGGGCCUCAGUAUGAAACCUUUUUUAAUCGCAUCGAUGACGCCAUGGACGUUUACCACGAGAUCAUGGAUAAAACUAAAAAGCCUGAUUAUCAAAAACUCAUCCCGAAACUAAUUAAAUUAUAUAAGGCAUAUAACGAGUAUAUCAAACCAAAAUCGGCCCAAAAAAAGACCCAAGAAGACUCACUCGACCUGGACAGCUUAAUGAACAUCGCCAGCACCUUUUUAGGACAAACAAACGAUUCUGGCAAAGAAAAGGCGAGCUUCAUGGAUUACUUGCCGAUGAUUAUGAAUACUUUGAACGCCUUUACAGGAAACGAGGCGAAAGAGCGUGCAGAUAGUCAUUCGAGCCACACCUGGGCCAUGCCACCAGUGCUCGAGAGGAUUCACAUUUAUUUUGAUAACUUUAUGAGUUCUGACAUGGGGAAGCAACUGCUGGGGUAUCUGAAGGAACAGCAAGCAUUUAAACAAUUUCUUGAUAAAAAUGGCAACUUUGACUACGAAAAGUUCGAGAGUCUCAUCGAAAACCACUCGUUCAGGAGAUACUGGAUUCGGCAACUCACUAUUAAGCUCGUUGACCUAUUGAAGCUUAUGUCAGAUAAGAAAAUUCAGGAUCAAUAUGUCAAUAUGGGGGUUACGUUCAGUAACUCAUACCUCCAAUCAGCUGGUUUUCCCAAGAAGGCUUUAAUUGAUCUGAAAAACCCCGCCGCGUCCUUAACUGAAUUUGCCAAUUAUGCUUCGGCGAAAUAUCUGGAUGCCUCUCUGGAUACUAAACCUUAUGUGGAACCAAUCGUUCUAUAUUCCAAAGAGCUUCUAAGUAUGGCACAAGCAUCGAUAUCAUCCACGAAAGUUUCCAAAGAACUCACAGAGAAAUUGACUGAUACAAUUAACAUGGAGAUAAUUGAGCCCAUUACGAGAGUAAAUCGGGCUUAUAGGUUUGCCAAGUCUGAACCUAAGUGUGACAAGUACGUAUUUUGCCUUAUUAACCAAGACGAGUCAAACGAGGACGCAAGCUUACCAAACGUCAGAAAAGCCCUUUAUAAGGGCUUCAGCCUAAUAGCCGGAUGGUUCUUAAGUUCCCACACGGGAACAUCAUACUGGGACUUAUAUGGGGUACUUAUGGAAGACGAUAGCUGUAAAACUUACUACAAUGAUUCCUGCAAGGGCUUUUACCAUGAAGAAGUGAAAGCAACGACUGAAUAUGUUCACGUAGAAUUAUAAGAAAUAAAUAAUUUUAAAUUUUA